AACACACAACGACUGACGUGGUGUUUCAAUCCUAAAACUCUAAGCUCCUCUCUGUAAAUCCUAUAAAUUCUACCCAAUUGAAUCCCAUCUCCGAUCUCCUUCUCCGGUCACUUUUCUGCUAAUCCCUAAUUCUUCUUUCUAGGGUUUCUUCCAAUUACUCUCCAUCUCUCUUUCUCGCUCGUAAAGGUGGAGCCUUUAUUAGGGCAUAUUGAAGCUCAAGCUGGCCCUUCUCUCUCAAGCCUUAUGCUUCAGCCGUACUACCUUUCUCUCUCCCGAUUCCAAUUAGGGUUUGAAAUUCUUCCUCUUUCCGAUUUUCCUUAGCCCCUUUAGCAUAUGAUUAUACACACAGCGCACAAUUCGGGGUCGCAAUUAGUUUUCUGAGUUAGUUCUCCGAUUUGGUAAAGAUUGCUGCUUGAGGGUUUUGAUCGGCUCAGACUAGAAUUUGGGAAUUAGGGUUCGAUUUUCUGAGUCUGGGUUUUAGAGAAUUAGCUUCCCUAUGGCUCAAUUCAGGCCUUACCCACCACAAUCGGCGUUUCCUCCACCGCCGCCGCCGAAUCAAAACCCCAUAGCGCCGCCGCCGCCACGUGGCAAUCAGUACAGCCAGAAUUGGGGGUAUAACGGCGCCGGCGCCGGCGGAGGCGACGGGGCAGCUCCUCCUCCGUAUCCUCAAAACUACAUUCACCAUCCUCCUAGUAAUUACGUUCCUCCUAGAGCUCAACACCCUCACCCGCCGCCGCAGUACUCGUACCCGCAGCCACCGCCUCCUCCGCCGGACUCUUCGUACCCGCCGCCGCCUCCGCAAGCUCCUUCGGGGAAGAAUAUGCCCCUGCAGCCUCCGCAGGCACCAAUGUACUAUCAGGCCAACUCUCAAUACGCACAGUAUAGUCAUCAGGCAAUGCAGCCGCCGCCUCCUCCUCCGCUGCCUCUGUCUCCUAGCUCGGCUAUACCGCCGCCACCUCCGCCUCCGAAUUCCCCGCCGCCUCCCCCGCCACCGCGGAGUAGGGUGAGUGGCUUCGACAAGGGGCCACAUGACAAAGGAGCUUCCAAGGAUAUGGGAGCUUCUGGCAAGCGUGAGCAUCACCAUCCUGGGGUGCAGCAUAAGCACAAGCCCCCUGUGCCGGUGAAGAAGUCGAAUGGGCCGCCGGGGAGGGUUGAGACAGAGGAAGAGAGGAGGUUGAGGAAGAAGAGGGAGUUUGAGAAGCAACGACAAGAGGAGAAGCAUAGGCAGCAGCUGAAGGACCCGCAGUAUUCGGCAGCAAAGGCACAGUUCCCCUCCGGGAGGGGACAUGGAUCAAUUGCAGGGUCGCGGAUGGGGGAAAGGAGGGCCACUCCGUUCUUGAGUGGUGAGAGGGCUGAAAAUAGGCUAAAGAAGCCAACAACAUUUGUGUGCAAGUUGAAAUUCCGGAACGAACUUCCAGAUCCGAGUGCACAACCCAAACUGAUGUCUAUGAAGAAGGACCCAGAUCAGUAUACAAAAUACACGAUCACAUCGUUAGAGAAAAACUACAAACCCAAGCUUUUUGUUGAGCCAGAUCUUGGGAUACCUCUUGACCUGCUCGAUCUCAGUGUAUACAAUCCUCCUCCUGGUCCUAGACCACCACUUGCACCAGAAGAUGAGGAAUUAUUGCGUGAUGAUGUAGCAGUGACCCCUGUUAAGAAAGAUGGCAUCAGAAGAAAAGAGCGUCCUACAGAUAAAGGAGUUGCAUGGCUGGUCAAAACACAAUAUAUUUCUCCUCUAAGCAUGGAUUCGGCUAAGCAGUCUCUGACCGAAAAACAAGCAAAAGAACUGCGGGAAAUGAAGGGAGGACGCAAUCUUUUGGACAACCUUAAUGAUAGGGAUCGACAAAUAAAGGAAAUUGAGGCAUCCUUCGAGGCCUGCAAGUCACGCCCUGUUCAUGCAACGAAUAAAAGUCUAUACCCUGUUGAGGUUCUACCUCUUUUGCCUGAUUUUGAGCGGUCUGAAGACCAGUUUGUCCUUGCCGGAUUUGAUGGUGCUCCCACCGCUGAUUCAGAAAUCUACAGCAAGUUGGAUCAGUCUGAUCAUGAUCUUUGUGAAUCAAGGGCAAUCAUGAAAAGCUACAAGGUAACAGGUGUCGAUCCAGCUAAUCCAGACAAAUUUUUGGCGUACAUGGUGCCUUCUCCGAACGAGCUAUCAAAGGAUCCAUAUGAUGAAUCUGAAGAUGUUUUGUAUUCUUGGGUUCGCGAGUAUCAGUAUGAUGUAAGAGGCGAUGAUGUUGAUGAUCCAACCACUUACCUUGUGUCAUUUGAUGAAGAUGCAGCACGCUAUGCGCCGCUUCCAGCAAAGCUUAUUUUGAGGAAAAAAAGGGCGAAAGAGGGAAGAUCCACUGAUGAGGUUGAACAUUUUCCUGCACCUUCAAGAGUGACUGUCAGGCGGAGAUCGACUGUUUCUGCAGUUGAACUAAAAGAUGCAGGGGAUUAUUCAAGAGGAGCUCUGUCAAAUUCGAAAAGAAGAGGGUUUGAUAAUGAAGACGUCCUAGAAAGACCACAGAAGAGGGUACAACACCAAGAUGUUGAUGAAUACAGUGGUGGUGAAGAUGACUUAUCUGAUUGAAUGUCAUUGUUGGUCAAUAUGUUGCGGAUCGUCAUGAAGUUAGGCCGACUGGUGCCAACUCAUCUGGGCUUGUUUCCAGAUUGUGGUGAGAUGUUGCUGUGAAGUAAAAGCAAACUAGUUCUGUGUGAUCUAGUUGCAGUCAGUCAUUUGGAUGUCCGAUUGAGCCUUACAUUAUCAACAUGUCUUUUGACAUGACUCAUCUUUGUCAAAUACCAUCAAAAGGGUAAGAAAAAAAAAACCCUUAUAAAGAAGUUAGACAUGUUGAGUAAAGUGCUGUGAAGUUUAUCCAGAAAAAAUAAGUUCUCCCAGCCAUUGUAACUCCCAUUUUAGGUAAUUAAAUGUUUUGGGGUCAUUAUUACUUACUCUUAUCAUUGGAGUUGCAAUGAAAUAUUACAGUAUUGUAACAAUUUUAUGUCAUAUUGAUAGUUGACUGAACUGUCAAUGGUUGAAGGGGCGUAUCCCUGCGCUAUUCUGA
This is a messenger RNA of Argentina anserina (silverweed cinquefoil), 3047 nucleotides long. RefSeq names its product protein PAF1 homolog. Gene Ontology annotation, biological process: transcription elongation by RNA polymerase II. NCBI's taxonomy places the organism in Eukaryota, Viridiplantae, Streptophyta, Magnoliopsida, Rosales, Rosaceae. Gene Ontology annotation, cellular component: Cdc73/Paf1 complex. The transcript is spliced from 12 exons. Gene Ontology annotation, molecular function: chromatin binding; RNA polymerase II complex binding. The record is from RefSeq and is a predicted model, not a curated record. The coding region runs from base 497 to 2572 and encodes 691 amino acids.